AUGACUCCGCCUUCUCCUUCACCUGUUCCGUCCGCAGUCUCCUCCGCCGCCACUUCAUUACAUACGCAUGACCGGGAUGGAGACCCUUCGGUAACACGCGCUCUAGAGGGCAUGAAUCUGUCCGCGCUCCCCCACAACGGGGACGCCUUCGCCUCCCCGGCUUCCCCGGCCCCGAAAGCUCAGAAGGCCAAAAUGUCUACUCGUCUCUCGCGCAUGUUCUCCAGCAACGGGAAACAAAUGCCUACUCGAGAAAAUGAUUCUCCACGCGAGCCCCUCUCUGACAGCAGCCUGGAAAGUGUCCAUCAGCAUGGCAAGGACAAUCCGGCAAUUACCAAGUCUCAGCUGGCAACUAUGAAUCCCAGUGCAAAGGAGAACCCCUCGUCUAAACCCUCGUCUCGUGCAAACUCCAGACCCCCCUCGACUCGAACUCCCUCCCGACAACCUUCCCUCAAAGAUGAGCCCAUCGAAAAGGGUGCCAAGAAGAAGACUGUCGGUGGCAAGGACCAGAAAGAUGGUGCCACCCCGCAUAAGCGCUUCGAGGUCAUCCCCGAGGAACUGGGCAAUCACUCCCAUAACCUCCGAAGUGCACGACGACAGGAAAAAUUGACCGACCUCCUCCGAGACAUGCUAGGCGGUGGAAGAAAGAAAGGAGACGAUCAGGUCGACGAGACGCAGUUGUCGCUCAUGUCGACCUGGAUCGACCAGUUUAAAACCGAGCGUGACAAGUUGGCAGCCGAUAAAAAGGGCGGCCCGAAUGCCACUGCAUCCCUUGUUGAUAAAUACGGCAAAUGCCAGGAGAUCGUCGGCCGUGGAGCGUUCGGUAUUGUCCGCAUCUCGCACAAGGUUGAUCCCCAGGACUCCAAGUGUGAGCAGCUGUACGCUGUCAAGGAGUUCCGCCGUCGUCCUCAGGAGACUGCCAAGAAGUAUCAAAAACGCUUAACUUCCGAGUUCUGUAUCUCCUCUUCUCUUCGCCACCCGAAUGUCAUUCACACUCUCGACCUUCUGCAAGAUGCUAAGGGCGAUUACUGUGAAGUCAUGGAAUAUUGUGCCGGAGGUGACCUGUACACCCUGGUCCUUGCCGCCGGCAAACUCGAAGUCGCCGAAGCAGACUGCUUCUUCAAGCAGCUAAUGCGCGGUGUCGAGUACAUGCACGAGAUGGGUGUUGCCCAUCGUGAUCUCAAGCCCGAGAACCUCCUGUUGACCACCCACGGUGCCCUCAAAAUCACCGAUUUCGGCAACGGCGAGUGCUUCCGAAUGGCAUGGGAAAAAGAAGCCCACAUGACCGCUGGUCUGUGUGGCUCCGCACCCUACAUCGCUCCCGAGGAAUACAUCGAGAAGGAAUUCGAUCCCCGCGCUGUCGAUCUGUGGGCCGUCGGUGUGAUCUACAUGGCCAUGCGCACUGGAAGACACUUGUGGCGUGUCGCCCGUAAGGACGAAGAUGAGUUCUAUCAGCGAUACCUAGAAGGUCGCAAACAUGAGGAUGGAUAUGCGCCUAUCGAGACGCUGCAUCGGGUAAGCAGAACGAAGCUCGUGACUGGUACUUCAACUGAUGAUUCAAAGGCUCGCUGCCGUAACGUGAUCUAUUCCAUCCUGGACCCUAACCCCUCCCGCCGCAUCAAUGCCUCUCAGGUCCUCAAAUCUGAGUGGGUUCGCCAGAUCAAGCUGUGCAAGGCCGGUGAGGAAGGGUUCUAG
This is a messenger RNA of Penicillium atrosanguineum, 1692 nucleotides long. Its product is annotated as serine/threonine protein kinase SAT4. NCBI's taxonomy places the organism in Eukaryota, Fungi, Ascomycota, Eurotiomycetes, Eurotiales, Aspergillaceae. Gene Ontology annotation, biological process: intracellular signal transduction; protein phosphorylation; intracellular monoatomic cation homeostasis. Gene Ontology annotation, molecular function: protein serine/threonine kinase activity; ATP binding. The transcript has a single exon. The coding region runs from base 1 to 1692 and encodes 563 amino acids. The record is from RefSeq and is a predicted model, not a curated record.